GUGCUCCAUCGGUUUCUUGGACUCUGCUUGCUAUAUAGAGCAAGGGAGGGGGGUUGCAGUUGAGGCCCAGCCACAUACAGCCGAAGGAAGAAGAGAACGUCUGUCAUCUGCUUAAUACCUUGUGCCGAGGUAGCUGCCAAUUCCAAAGACUGUGAGUAAGAGGAGAACGUGGUUAGCUAGGAAAUGUGCGGCGGAGCUGUUAUAGCCGACUUUGUCCCGGCCGGAGCCCGCCGCCCGGAUGGUUCCUCCGCCGACGUCCCCGGCUCCAGCCUCACCGUCACCGGUGAGGAGGUGACGGAGAAAUCGCCGGCGCCGGGGCGGAAGACGGCGUACCGUGGGAUCAGGCGCCGGCCAUGGGGCCGCUGGGCUGCGGAGAUCCGGGACCCCAGGAAGGGCGCGCGCGUCUGGCUGGGCACCUACGCCAGCGCGGAGGAGGCCGCGCGCGCCUACGACGUCGCGGCGCGCGAUAUCCGCGGGCCGAAGGCCAAGCUCAACUUCCCACCCGCGGUGGGCGCGCCGCAGGAGGCCGCGGCCGUUGCAGGGGCGGGGGCGCCCAAGAAGCGUCGCAUCGUCGCGGCAGAGGAGAGCUCCGCGUCUUGGUCUCCACUUCCGGCCCCGGCUAGCGGCGGCGGCGGCGGCACAGACAGCCUGCGGGAGCGCAUGUCCGGCCUGGAGGCGUUCCUGGGGCUGGAGGACGGCAACGUGGAGCCCUGGGAGGCCGUCGAUCUCAUCAUGGAGUAGGCGUGUGCCGUCGCCACGUGCGGCAGCUCUGCGGCGUGCAUUGGUUACAUUUGCCGAUAAAUAAGCAGAUUGGUCGAAGUCUUUUGAUUAGUUAGAGUAUCAUUCGGCUUUCCUGGGCUUUCGCCGGGCAUAUCCAGGUCCUUUGUAGUGGAAUGCUAUGUAAUUCAAGCAUGACGAUCAGAAGAAAUGUGGAGAACUUGCACCCACUUUUCUGACAUAAAAUGGAACUUUUCACGCUCUCAUUUGUAUGGCA
Messenger RNA from Triticum dicoccoides, 994 nucleotides. Its product is annotated as ethylene-responsive transcription factor RAP2-3-like. Gene Ontology annotation, biological process: ethylene-activated signaling pathway; regulation of DNA-templated transcription. Gene Ontology annotation, molecular function: DNA-binding transcription factor activity; DNA binding. NCBI's taxonomy places the organism in Eukaryota, Viridiplantae, Streptophyta, Magnoliopsida, Poales, Poaceae. The transcript is spliced from 2 exons. Bases 184 to 741 code for a protein of 185 amino acids. The record is from RefSeq and is a predicted model, not a curated record.